This is a messenger RNA of Vicia villosa (hairy vetch), 1886 nucleotides long. RefSeq names its product putative pentatricopeptide repeat-containing protein At1g12700, mitochondrial. Gene Ontology annotation, molecular function: protein binding. The transcript has 2 exons. Bases 11 to 1618 code for a protein of 535 amino acids. NCBI's taxonomy places the organism in Eukaryota, Viridiplantae, Streptophyta, Magnoliopsida, Fabales, Fabaceae. The record is from RefSeq and is a predicted model, not a curated record.
AAAGACCAUAAUGUCGUUUUUAAGGUACGCUGCUGCUUCUGUUUCCAUUUCCAAUUCGAGAUCAUACUCUCACUGUCUCCAACAUUUUCAUGAUGAUAUUGUUGAUGUUGUUUCCUUCUUCAACCAAAUGCUCCAUAAGAAUCUCACUCCACCUGCCAUUGAAUUUGGCAAGAUUUUAGAUUCUCUUGUCAAAGCCAAACAUUACCCCACUGUUGUUUUCCUUUCUCGCCAAAUGGAAUUCAGUAGAGUUACUCCUAAUUUGGUAAUUCUCAAUAUUCUCAUCAAUUCUCUUUCUCAAUUGGGUCAUAUUACUUUUGCCUUUUCUGUAUUCGCAAAGAUUCUCAAGAGAGGUUAUCGCCCAGAUUGCAUAACUUUUACUACACUCAUCAAGGGUCUCUGUCUCAAAGGUCACCUCCAUCAAGCAUUGCACUUUCAUGACAACCUCAUAGCUCAGGGAUUUAAGUUGGACCAAGUUACUUAUGGGAUAUUGAUCAAUGGUCUAUGCAAAGCCGGACAAACAACUGCAGCGCUACAGUUGCUCAAACGAGUUGAUGGGAAAUUAGUCCACUCUGAUGUGGUAAUGUACACUACCAUUAUUGAUAGCAUGUGCAAAAAUAAACUUAUUUACGAUGCAUGUGAUUUAUAUUCUGAAAUGCUUGCUAAGAGGAUUUCUCCUAAUGUUUUCACUUACAAUACCUUAAUUAGUGGAUUUUGCAUUGUUGGUAAACUAAAAGAAGCAAUUGAUUUAUUUAAUAAAAUGACAUUGGAAAACAUCAAUCCGGAUGUGUAUACCUUUAAUAUAUUGGUUGAUGCUUUUUGUAAGCAAGGGAAGGUGAAAGAAGCACAAAAUGUGUUAGCUGUGAUGAUUAAAAAUGACAUUAAACUUAAUGUUGUUACUUAUAGUUCUUUAAUGGAUGGAUAUUGUCUAGUAAAUGAAGUGAACAAGGCUGAUUGUAUAUUCAAGACUAUGGUCCAAAGGGGAGUAACUCCUAAUGUUUACAACUACAAUAUCAUGAUUAAAGGAUUCUGUAAGAUUAAAAUGAUCGACAAAGCUAUAAGUCUCUUCAAAGAAAUGCAUUGUGGAAAAAUCAUUCCUAAUACAAUAACUUAUAGUUCCCUUAUUGAUGGCUUGUGCAAAUUGGGAAGGAUCUCAUAUGCUUUGGAGCUUGUCGAUGAAAUGCGUGAUAGAGGUCAACUACCUGAUAUUAUUACAUACAGUUCUAUAUUGGAUGCUUUAUGCAAAAACCAUCAACUUGAUAAGGCAAUUGCAUGUUUUAAAGAAUUUAAAGACAAAGGUAUUCAACUUGAUGUGUACACAUACACUAUUAUCGAUGGAUUGUGUAAAGGUGGAAGACUAAAGGAUACACGAAAGUUUUUUGAAGAACUUUUGGUCAAAGGUUACAAUCUUGAUGUCUGUACAUAUAAUGUUAUGAUCCAUGGAUUUUGUAAGAGUGGUUUGUUUGAUGAAGCGUUGACAUUGCUGUCAAAAAUGAAAGACAAUUGUUGCAUUCCGGAUGCUCAAACUUAUGAAAUCAUUAUUCUCUCCCUAUUUGAAAAUGAUGAAAAUGAUAAAGCAGAGAAACUUCUUCGUGAAAUGAUUGCGAGAGGUCUACUAUAAAAUUGAAAAUAGAUAAGAUGCUUAUUUAGGCCUUCAUGCAAGAUGUUUGGUUUUAAACUGUUGCUCUUAUCUUUUGAAUAUCAUUGCUAUAAGCAUGGGCCAUGAUAUUUUGGGUAAAAGGUUGGUUAGAGAAGUAGAACAUUAUGAGUUCUGAUUUCAUUUUUAGGUUUGGAAGCCUUUGGCUUUGAGCUGCUUCUAUUGUCUUUUUAAUGUCACUGCUAUUCUGAAGUUACAAUACUUCCAUUAAUACAAUGUCCAUUUGAUUCAU